UGAGAGGGGAGGGGGGGUGCGGAGAGAAGGGGAAGUGGAUGUUUCAGAAAGCACCUUAAAUUUACCUAAGCAUAUACAGUAGGAGACGUUUCAUUGAAGUUUGACACAUUUUAUCAUUUCUUGCCUGUCCUGUUGAGUUGAAAUUGGGGUGAGGGUGGGGGAGAGGAAUCCUGAAAUAAAGAAAUGGUCACACAAGUGUCUGGGACCAAGCAGCUGGCCUGUCUGUAUUCAUGCUGAGACUUACACGCGAUUGAAUAUAAAUACAUGUUUAAUAAAGUAAGUUGUUAGCUUUAUGAGCAUGGGUGUGUGAGGGAGAGACAGGGCAUUUGUGCUAUAAACUUUAUCUUUGCCUGUUAUUCCUAACUCUGGAGUUAGCAAUCAUGCCCUCCUCAUUACAGGAGGAGCAUGUAAAAUAUAUGAGAAGGUGGAAGAUAAACACAUUCAUGUUCGCAGGGCUCACCACUCUUCCUGGGAACUCCUGCUAUCUCUCCCUCGACUUUCCAGUGCCAAAGUGUAGAAUGGGAUAUAUGUGUGUAUGUGUGUCUCCUAUUAAAUCUAUGGCUAUGAGACUUUGCCAUUUAAAAUACAAUUUCAAAAGUUAGGCUUAUUUAAAACCCAGAUAUCCUGAAGUACUUUUCUUCCCAGCUGUAGUGAGCCCCCCCCCUUCCACUUUGGUAAAGGACUCAAGUUCCAUGAGGACUUUCACUUCUUUAUUUAUUAUCACAGAAGUGAGGUGUUACUUCACACACAUACACACACACAGAAUGAAAUAAAGAAAUGAAACUCGCUAAGCAGACAAAAACAGGCAACUUUCUGCUUAGAAAACAGCCUUCCCCGGUGGGAGAGGCAGCACUGCCAUGUCUAACAGCAAGACUGGCCCCCGAAAUUUGGUAGGUUUGCAUCGAUCAAGUUUUGUAAUUAUUAACAGGUAUUUGCCAAGUUUUAAUUACUGACUAUAAUGAUUUGGAAGUAGAUGCAAAAAUACAGCAGAAGCUUUCCCUUGGACGAGUUUUUAUUUCAGCCAUACAGUUCCCCAAAAAAACUUUUCCUAGGCAGGGUAGCAAAAGGCACCUUUGGUUACCUGAAUGGACAGGUACAGGGCAAAUUAUUUUGGGCGGGGGACAAAAAGGAGAGAAAAGGAAGGAGACUGAGCGAGAGUGUGAGAGAAAAAGCGAGGAAGCCACUCUUGGGAAAAGCACGCCAUAAAAGACUUCACCCACCUGAAAUUCCUACCCACAGACACCCCUCUCACUUCACACUCACAUCCCCACUCAAAAUGAGAGCAUUAGAAAGGAGGAUGGGUGACGAGCACACCAAAAAAAGGAUAAAAAGAGGGGAAAAAAGGAGGGGAAAAAAACCUACCUGCGAAGUCUUGUUUGUAGUUUUGGCCAGAAAUGGUGAGAAGAAAAAGCAUGAAGAAGCCGCGAAGUGUGGGGGAGAAAAAGGUGGAAGCGAAGAAACAGCUCCCGGAGUAAACUGCACAAAACCUCGCCAAGAGUGUCGGGAGGCAGGACCGUUAUUCCUGCGGAGCAGGAGAGAGAGGAGAGACCCUGAAACACGCGCCACCUAUCUUUGUGGGGAGGGAUAAUUGAAGCGCCCUGAGCGUGAGCAUCAUGUGAAAACGUGAUCGCCAAGUUUCUCUCUGGGAAAGGAUCUGGGAUAGAUUAUACCUUGAAGUCUCCGCAAACGCUUUAGUGGAAGAAAUGAAAUUCCACCUCCCUCCCUUCCUCUCUCCCUCCCUCUCGCCUCCCUCCCUCCCUCCCUCCCUUCUCCACGCCCCCCCCCCCCCCCAGCCUUUGGCAUCAUUAUCCUCAUCACUAAAUCCUACAGAGUACAGGGCGGAAAACGGUGCACACCAUUCACAGAACUGGAGAACUCCGAGGGGCGAAAGUUAAAGGGAAAGAUCCCGGGUCCUCAAUCUAUAUUGCCUCUUCUUGUGCAGAUAGCUUAAGUGACCAGAUUUGAGAUGCACAUCUAAUAGCAUGAGUAUCUUAGCACGGCUUUAUCCUUUCUCUUAAAUUAAAAAAAAAAAAAAAAAAAAAAAAA
This is a messenger RNA of Oryctolagus cuniculus (rabbit), 2046 nucleotides long. The record is from RefSeq and is a predicted model, not a curated record. Lineage: Eukaryota; Metazoa; Chordata; Mammalia; Lagomorpha; Leporidae.